AUGUCACAACCACAGGAGAAGUCAGACCUCUGGGCCAAAAACCCCAAUACCUCCAGCGAGAGCACCCUCGGAGAUGCAGAACACCAGGAUAUUAAUGAGAAGGCUUUGCUACGGAAGCUUGACUUGCGACUUCUUCCGCCGCUGACUAUUCUGUAUCUGUUGUCGUUUUUGGAUCGGAGUAAUGUGGGAAAUGCAAAACUGGAGGGGUUGACCGAGGAUAUCAAUAUGACCGGAAACCAAUACCUCACCGGCCUAACCCUCUACUUCAUCGCCUACGUCGUCUUCGAAAUCCCCUGCAACAUCAUCCUCAAGCGGACGACACCGCGCAUUUGGCUGCCGACGCUUACGUUGAUCUGGGGGAUUGUGGCGACCUUGCUGGGCGUGGUGCAGAAUUACCCUGGGUAUUUGGUUUCGCGAACGGCGCUGGGUAUCGCGGAGAGUGGUCUCUUCCCUGGAGUGGUCUUCUACCUGUCUAUGUGGUAUAAGCGGAAUGAGCAGCAUUAUCGCGUGGCGUUGUUCUUCAGCGCGGCGUCGUUGGCGGGUGCGUUUGGGGGGAUUCUCGCGUGGGGCAUCGCGCAUAUGAAAGGCGUCGGCGGGUAUAACGGCUGGCGAUGGAUUUUUAUCUUGGAAGGUCUCCUGACGGUGGUCAUGUCGUUGGUUGCCUAUCUCUGGGUGUACAACUACCCUUCGACAGCCGAGUUCCUGUCCGAUAAAGAGCGCGCGUUCAUCCAGCACCGACUGAAGACGGAUAAUGAUUCGAUCCGAGACGAGGCGUUCUCCUGGUCUGCUGUGGUGGAUGCCCUUCAGGAUCCCAAGGUCUGGCUGUAUGGGCUGGGGUUCCAUACUAUGUCUCUACCACUAUACACUCUGUCUUUAUUCCUGCCCACCAUCAUCAAAGAACUGGGCUACACCUCCGCAGAAGCCCAACUCCUCUCCGUCCCCCCCUACGCCGUAGCCUUCAUCCUCACCAUCACCGUCGCCAUCCUCUCCGAGAAAACCCAGCGACGCGCCCCCUUCAUCAUGGGCUCCUCCAUGCUCGGCUGCAUCGGCUACAUCAUGCUCCUAUCCGACCCCCGCCCCGGCGUCUCCUACGCAGGGACCAUCUUCGCCGCCGCAGGCAUCUACCCCGCGGUGGCCAUCGUGCUCUCCUGGCCCGCCAACAACGUCUCCGGCCAGACGAAGCGCGCCAUCGCCAACGCGAUGCAGAUCUCCAUUGGCAAUCUGGGCGCCGUGAUGGGCACCCAGCUGUACCGGACGGAAUAUGCACCGCGGUACUUUGUCGGCCAUGGCGUUGCGCUGGCGUAUCUGGUGGCUAAUGUGGGGGUUGUGUCGGUGUUGUGGUGGGUCUUGCGGAGGGAGAAUCAGAGGAAGGCGGAGGUGAGGGAGAGAGAGGGGAUCAGUGUGGAGAUUGGGGAUAUCAGUGAUGCGAAGAAUGGGUUCCAGGGGGAUAAAGAUGUGAGGUGGGUAUUUCAGACUUGA
Molecule: messenger RNA, 1479 nt
Organism: Aspergillus campestris IBT 28561
Lineage: Eukaryota; Fungi; Ascomycota; Eurotiomycetes; Eurotiales; Aspergillaceae
Product: MFS transporter
Exons: 7
Coding region: 1-1479 (492 amino acids)
Biological process (GO): transmembrane transport
Cellular component (GO): membrane
Molecular function (GO): transmembrane transporter activity
Source: RefSeq, a predicted model, not a curated record